This is a messenger RNA of Vespa velutina, 2225 nucleotides long. Its product is annotated as dnaJ homolog subfamily C member 28. NCBI's taxonomy places the organism in Eukaryota, Metazoa, Arthropoda, Insecta, Hymenoptera, Vespidae. The coding region runs from base 146 to 1255 and encodes 369 amino acids. The record is from RefSeq and is a predicted model, not a curated record. The transcript has 5 exons.
UGUUUAUAAAAAUGCUUAAAGAAUUACACGUAUAGGUUAUAAUCUUAAAUAACGAUUAUAUAAUAAAUCAUAAAUCAAUGAUUAUACCUAUUGAUACUUCUAUCUAUUAGUUUCUGUUUAUAAUAACUAUUAGUUAAUUAAAAAUAUGUUAACUUUCAACUGUACAUGCGUAAAUGGGAGUAAACAAUUUACUCGUGUAUCUUUCACAGACAUGCUUUUUCUAAAACGGUUAAAACAUCGUACUUCUGCAAAAUCUGUGAAGCAACUAUAUCAAACACUUGGAGUAAAUGAAGAUUGCGAAGAUGAAACGCUUAGGCUUGCCUUUAUACAUCUAGCCAAACAGUUCCAUCCAGACAGUGGAGCAUCAGAAGCUGAUGCAGUUAGAUUUGCAGAAGUUGAAAGUGCCUAUAGAGAAAUACGAAAAUUACGCAAUGAUGGGAAAGAAAGUAAUUCUCAAUUAUUACCGGAUGUUGAAGAAUUUGACAUUAAGCAUACAGCACCACAACAUCGUCAUUAUUUAAACUAUGACGUUGGUAUAGGAACACUAAGUAAACGACAAAGGUUACACACUAUUGAAAGAGCACAAAAAGCUGUUGAAAAUGUUAUGGAACAUAGAUUAAAAAAAUUACAAGCAGAAGAACGUAAUACAUUAAUUGGAAUGGAUAAAAAACGUGCUCAAGACAUUAAGACACGUUAUGGUAUGGAUCGAUUGGUAGAAGAUUUGAUUCAAGAGGCAAUGAAUAAAGGUGAAUUCAGCGAUCUUCCAGGCAUUGGGAAACCUUUAAAAAAUAUCAACAGACAAAACCCGUAUGUUGAUUUCACUACCCACAAAUUAAAUCAGGUACUGAUAGAAAACGGAUUUACUCCAGAAUGGAUACAGCUUUCAAAGGAGAUCAGAGAAGAAACAAAAGAAUUACAAAAAUUAUUAACAGAAGCGCGCAAUGAAUUAGGUUUAAUUCCAUUGAAUUUAGAAGAAAGAGAAAGUUGGACAAAUACUAUCGAAAAUUUUAAACCGUUCAUUAAAAAUUUAAACAACAAAAUUGAUAAAUAUAAUUUACUUGUACCUAUACUUCAAAAACAAAUGCUUCACGUUAAUAUAGAAACUCUAGCGGAACAAGUAUUAUCCAAAGAACCAAUUAGAUCAGCAAACAAAAAGAAAUCAGUAAAAAAAGAUAUAAACAAUACUUUUAAUAACGAUAAUAAUCUUGACAUUUUCAACUUAUUUCAAACAAUCUUUAGAAAAAAGAUCACUUGAAGAUAAAAUAUUUAAUAUAUAAAAUAUAUAAAAAAUGUUAAUGUUUACCAAACAUUUAGAAUAUAUAGUUAGUGAUUAAAAAAUAGAAAUGCAUAUCUACUUGUAUAGUUUAUAUAAAACUUAUGAAAAAAAAAAAAGAUUUGAAAAGAUAAUUUCUUACUUUGUAAAUAUAAAAAAUAUCUAAAUUUUAUAUUUAUUCAUAAAAAUAUAAGAUUUGUACAUAUGAUUCAAUAGUUCCAUUGGAUUUUACCAUCAUCCUUUAAUUGUAUACGUCCCGUGGCUAAAUAUUUUAAUGCACGGGGAAAGGCCUUAUGCUCCACUUCUUUCACACGUUCUUGAAGUAUAUUUUCAGUAUCAUUUGGUAAAACAGGUACCGACUCUUGUUCUAUAAUAGCUCCAGAAUCAAUAUCAACCUACGGUAAAUAAUGUAAAAUAAUUAUAUUAUAUAUAAUACAUAUUACAUAUAAAAUAUAUAUUUUUUUAGUAUUAUAACUACAUGAUAUCUACUGUAUAUAAAUACAAUGUAUAAAUAUUAUGUAUAAAUAAUAUAGUAAAAUUAUUUAAAUAUUAAAUAUAUAUUAUUAAUGAAUAUAUUAACAAUUGUUACCGCAACAAAAUGAACAGUGCAUCCUGAAAUGCGUACGCCAGCUGCUAAAACAUCUUUAUGCGCUUGUGCCCCUUUAAAAGAAGGUAAUAAAGAAGGAUGCACAUUGAUUAAAGCACCUUUCCAUCUAUUUACAAAUUGUGCAGACAAAAUUCUCAUAAAACCAGCAAGACAUACAAUCUCUACUCCGGCUGCAUCAAGUUCAAUAGUCAUUGCUGAAUCAAAAGCUUCUCGACUUGGAUAUUGAUUAUGUUGAAUAACCUAAAUUUAAAAAUAAUGAAAUAAUUUCAUAGAAGUAUUAUAUAUAGCAUGUGACAUUGAAGUAUAUUAAUUAUACGAAUACUAAUAUAUCAAUUUCAAUUUCUA